Molecule: messenger RNA, 1167 nt
Organism: Clupea harengus (Atlantic herring)
Lineage: Eukaryota; Metazoa; Chordata; Actinopteri; Clupeiformes; Clupeidae
Exons: 4
Coding region: 1-498 (165 amino acids)
Source: RefSeq, a predicted model, not a curated record
AUGGCGGGCCAGGAGACAGAGCUGCAGGAGCAGCAGCUCCUCUGGGAUGUGCCCAUGUGCGUCUCCCUGCCCAUUGACAUCCUCAGCCCAGAUCAGGCCUUCCCAUUCCUGGACACCACCCUCGCCGGCCUGGGCAUUGAAGAGUCAGCAGUCAAGGAGCGAGUGGUAUGGGUGGACUCCAAGCGCACCCAGGUGAGAACCAAGUCGGGCAAGGUGAAGGAGAAGGAGAUCACCCUGCUGGAGGUCCGUGUGAAGGCCAAGCACCCGGGGGACAACAAGAGCCAGGAGGUCCUCUACAGCACAGAGUCCCACACAGAUCGCUCCUUCACCCGCAGCGGCGUGGACAUCACACCCUGGAGACACACUCACACAGACAAAGAGCCAGCGCUGAAGGAGAAUGAAUUUGCGCCAGUGGAGAUGACUCUGCCCUUGAACAUCGACGCCCUCUCCCAGGCAAAGACCCAGGACAGCAACAGCAAGCUUCCCGUGGAGGAAUGAAGCAGCAAGAGUUGAAAAGCACAAGUCAAUAGCUUUAGUUUGGCUUCAAGAUCUUUAACAGGCAGACCUUACCCACUGAAGUGACAGCAGGUGUUUGUGCUCUAGUGCAAGGGCUUAAAGGCAGCGUUACUUCACUCUGCUUAAUGUGCCAAUAAAGACUUUAAGUGUAGACCAUUAUCAGGAUUUAAGGGCCUAGUUCUGAAUGCUUCUGUUUCUUGUGUGAAGAUGUUCAGACAGGCUGUCAGUAGUAUUUUCAGGGUCCCCACCCAUUUUCAUUGACAUUUCAAAACUUUUCCAUGACUUCUCAAAGACCCUUAAUGAAAUGUCCAAUUCCACAAAACUGUACUUUACCCCACAGGUUAAGGGCCUGAGUACUGAAAGAAAAUGGUGGGUAAAGGUUUUUUACUUCUCAAAUAGGCUAGUUAGCCUAUGUCAAUUCAGGUGGAAACUAUCAGACUGCAGAUAUCCACACAAUCAACCAUUCUCCAUAGAAGACUACAAUAACAUAGGUAAUUGUCAUUAGACCUACAUACUACCAAAUCAAAUUUCAUUUCAAACUUUCAAUGGAUUUGCAGCCUUUCAUGAGUUUUCCAGGGCUGGAAAAUGGGAUUUUAAAAUCCCAUGACUCUUCCAGGAUUUCCAUGUCCGUGGGAACCCUGUAUUUUAUGA